This is a messenger RNA of Myodes glareolus (Bank vole), 1514 nucleotides long. Lineage: Eukaryota; Metazoa; Chordata; Mammalia; Rodentia; Cricetidae. The record is from RefSeq and is a predicted model, not a curated record.
UCCUCAGUCCCUAGAGGGUAGAGGAUUAGUCAUGUUCUCAAGACUGAGGCAUCGCCUAUUUGGGAGACAGAAUGGAAAUGGUCCAGAGACCAGAGAGAGGCAGAAGGAAGCUGCUGUUCACUUCUGGAAAAGGCCUAAAACCGCUAUGGAGCCAGCAUCCAAUCCAAUGCUCCUAAGCAAGAAACAGAUAAAGAAGGAAGAGGAGAGGCUGACCACAGAGCUGCAACUGAUAACCAUGGAAAGAAAUGACCUGAAAGACCGACUGAUGAUCCUCACUGAAGGAGCCGUGGACAAUAGUCCCUACAAGAAGCACAAGCCAAAUGCUUUGUAUGAGAUGGCAAAGUUGGAUCACAAACAGAUCAUGAUGGAGUUAAAAAAUUUCGAGAAUGAGAACACCGAGACCUUAGAGAUUUUCAAGGCACUGAACAAGGAGACAAUCUUCUAUCGGGACCUGCACAGCCGACUACUGAUGGAAAGGACUCAGCUAAAGAAGAAAGUGGAUGAGCUGAGGCAGGAAGAAAGGAAAUUGCAGAAUGAUUGGACCGUGCUGAAGUACCACCUGGAGGAUUUGAAACUGAUCCAUAAUGACCAAGAAGAAGAGAUCAGCUACCUCAAAACCCAGCAACAACAGGAGCUCAAGAGAUUGGAAGAAAGCUUUCAGUUCCUGCAGAAGCAGAGGGAAAUGGUCGCACAGGAAAAGCACUUGGUCAAAAAGCUACAGCAUCAUUUUCAGGUCUCUCAGAUGAGGUCCAAAACUCCACAGACUCAUCUGGAACAGGCCACAGCCCUGGACAAGAGCCACCUGCAGAAGGAUCUCCUGCAUGGACCACGUGCUGAGCCCCUUCCCCAGCAAUAUUGAAUUCUAAGGACGCAUAUUCUUCAAUUUUGGUUACCCACGAGAAAUAGGCUCUGAUUUUCCUAAGCAGUGACCCAGCAUGGCUGCUUCUGAACCUUGAUUCCUUUUUUUUCUGUUUUUCAUCAUACCAUUUGAGAGACAUGAGGAAGCCAUAGUAAGCCACAAACAUCUUGAACACAUGUUCUUCACAUUAGGACCAAGGCCUACAGACAAAAAGAUACCCAUUGUAGCUGUGAACUCACCAGUGAGGGAAAUUCCAGCUGACCUCCAGGUGAUCACACCGAAUAUGAUUUGUGUUUCCGCUGACUCAGUUCUCGAGAAGAAAAGAACGCUUCAAAAAUAUACUUGAGAUACAGACAUCCGGAGACAAUAAUUACUCAGAAGCCUACAUUUACGAGCAAGUGGACUCCAUCUUGGGGAGAACACGACAUAUAAGCUCCUAGUUGGAAUGGAUCCAGACAUCUUGAAAAAGCCAUUCCAAAUCCUGACCACCUCGCUAGCAUCUCUCUGAGGCAAGCACUUGCCUGUAGUAGAUGUAGUAGGUGCUUUCAAUAUGCAGUGAUAAAUGCUAAUUAGCUUUAUUUUUAUUUGAUUUUUGUUUUAUUUUUGUCUGGUUCAUUUAGUUUUGAUUUUGCUAUUUUUCUGUUAUUUAUUUGUG